AUGGUUGCUGCUGGCAGAUUCUCGAUGCGCAGAGUUUAUAACUGGCUGUUAGAGGAGAACACUGUAGUGCCUUGGUACAGUUUGAUGAUGCACAACAUGGCUAGACCUAAGGCUCGGGUCACCCUUUGGAUGCUAUGCCAUGGGCACCUCCCCACGAAGGAUAGGCUGAACCAUUUUGGUAUUAUUUCGAAUACAAUAUGCAACAUGUGUGGCAAGGAAGAGGAAAAUGCAGACCAUGUUUUCUUCUCGUGUGAUGAAACAAUGGGGAUUUGGCAAGGGAUUCUCCAUUGGUUGAACAUUAGUCACAACAUUCAGCCUUGGAGUAGAGAUAUUAACUGGAUUUUGGCUAAAGCUAAAGGCAGAGGUUGGAGAGCAAGGAUCUUCCACAUGGCCGUUACUGAAGCUAUUCAUGAAAUAUGGUUAUAUAGGAAUGCUAUAGUAUUCAAGAAUGAUACUUAUAGGAACAAUACCUUAAAUAGAAUUAAAAAUAGUGUUGUAUAUAUGGGUUGGAGAAAUAGGAGAGUUAGAGAGCAUAUUGCAUCUCUAAUGGUAUAG
Molecule: messenger RNA, 555 nt
Organism: Vicia villosa (hairy vetch)
Lineage: Eukaryota; Viridiplantae; Streptophyta; Magnoliopsida; Fabales; Fabaceae
Exons: 1
Coding region: 1-555 (184 amino acids)
Source: RefSeq, a predicted model, not a curated record